UUUUUAAAAAUAUAUGUAUUGGUAGAUGGCGGGUGAAAAGGCUGAGAAGCCAGAUACUAAGGAGAAAAAACCUGAAGCCAAGAAGGCUGAUGCUGGUGGCAAGGCUAAAAAGGUGAAGCAGGUUAAGAAGGGGACCCCACUGCAGCCGAAACCCUGUCCUGGUCAGAGGAAUUGGCAGAUAUUCCCGAUCGGCUAUGUAUCUAGGAAGGCCUUGUACAAGAGGAAGUAUUCAGCAGCUAAAUCCAAGGUUGAAAAGAAAAAGAAGGUGAAGGUUCUUGCUACUGUCACAAAACCAGUUGGUGGUGACAAGAAUGGUGGUACCCGGGUGGUUAAACUUCGCAAAAUGCCUAGGUAUUAUCCUACUGAAGAUGUGCCUCGAAAGCUGUUGAGUCACGGCAAAAAACCCUUCAGUAAGCAUGUGAGAAAACUGCGCGCUAGCAUCACUCCGGGGACCAUUCUCAUUAUCCUCACUGGGCGCCACAGAGGCAAGAGGGUCAUUUUCCUGAAGCAGCUGAGCAGUGGCUUGCUACUUGUGACUGGGCCUCUGUCCCUCAAUCGAGUUCCUCUGCGGAGAACACACCAGAAAUUUGUCAUUGCCACUUCCACCAAAAUUGAUAUCAGUGGUGUGAAAAUCCCAGAACAUCUCACUGAUGCUUAUUUCAAGAAGAAGAAACUGCGUAAGCCCAGGCACCAGGAAGGUGAGAUCUUCGACACAGAGAGAGAGAAAUACGAGAUUACAGAGCAGCGGAAGGUUGAUCAGAAAGCUGUGGACUCACAAAUUCUGCGAAGAAUCAAAGCUGUUCCUCAGCUCCAGGGCUACCUCCGCUCUGUGUUUGCUCUUACAAACGGAAUUUAUCCUCACAAAGUAGUGUUCUAAACUUCUUACAAAGAACCUAAUUAAAUAAUUCCAGUCCA
Balaenoptera ricei (Rice's whale) is the source of this 915-nucleotide messenger RNA. It is a transcript of the gene RPL6, whose product is annotated as ribosomal protein L6. The record is from RefSeq and is a predicted model, not a curated record. Gene Ontology annotation, molecular function: structural constituent of ribosome; RNA binding. Gene Ontology annotation, biological process: cytoplasmic translation; ribosomal large subunit assembly. Gene Ontology annotation, cellular component: ribosome; cytosolic large ribosomal subunit. NCBI's taxonomy places the organism in Eukaryota, Metazoa, Chordata, Mammalia, Artiodactyla, Balaenopteridae.